This is a messenger RNA of Symbiodinium sp. CCMP2592, 3615 nucleotides long. The record is from the annotation of a GenBank genome assembly. Lineage: Eukaryota; Dinophyceae; Suessiales; Symbiodiniaceae.
AUGGGAGCUGGCUGGAGCUGCAGCUUGGAGGAUACCUGGACCGCCUUCUCGCCGAAAAUAUCCUUGGAGAACUGGGCCCGGCAGGUCCUCUCCCAGGACCCGCCGUGCUUGUCACUGCAGGGCCAGAUGGAUAGCAGUGCGCUGAAGGAUUGCAAAUGUUCUGGUGAAAUGCACGCGGCCGCCAAGGCACAGGUACAGGCACACUUUGCGCGGCAGCUGGAGAAGGACAUCAGCACUGUCAAAGGAGAGCACGUGGCAGUGAAAGACUCUUUGCUCAACAGUCUCUUCGAGACCCUCCUGGCGAAGGUGAGAUACCCUCCGAGCGACUUCGCCGGUCUCAGCUUCAGCUGGCGGCUCCGGAAAUUGCCUGACGCGAAGUCACUGCCAUGUGUGGCGCCUUCGGCGCUGGUGGGCGCGGUGCCUGCCAGACCUUUUCGCCUGCUGAACAACGCCAACGACGCCUCGGCAGAGCAGCCACCGCACUUCUUGCAACACCCUCUCAGACCCGAGCAGCAAAGGUCGCUGCAAUGGAUGUUGGCGCAAGAGGCUGACUCGGAGCCCUUCGUCGUAGAGUGGAUCCGCUACUGGCCGACUUUCGGAGGCGGCCAUCUGGAGGUAGACGAAGCAUCCCGCUUCGUCGUGGGUGCCGCCGUGCAGCUGUCGGAGAGCGCGUCAGGUCCCUUCUUGAACAACUACGGGACGCAAGUUUCCAAAGAGUCCUUGCAAGGCAUCGGCAAGAUCACCCAUGACGAGGGGGGGAUGAGGACGAGUACGUCCUACAAGUGGGUACGCUUCCGUGACACUACCGUGCGGUGCUUCGUUCAGGAGCUGACUUUCGCGGACUCUGGCGCCCUCCUUCCUGGCUGCAGAGUCAUGCUCCGCCCUGGCUUGAAGGCACCUGCUUUUGGCUGGGGAGGCGUCGAUCCGUCCAUGACCGGCAUCUUCUUGAAGCAGGAUGGUCCCAACGUCAGGGUCAAGUGGCCGACGCACGAAAACUGGAAGGGCAAGCAAGGGGAGGUGGUGAGGGUCGAUGCAUCUUCUGGGCAGAGGCCGCCGAUGGUGCUUGACCUGCGCCUCUGCGCCGCCUACACCGUGCGUGGUGGCAUCCUGGCAGACAAGAUCGGCUACGGCAAGACCGCCACUAGCAUUGCACUCAUCGAUCGGCAGCUUCGGGCGCCAGUCCCACCCGUCCCCUCAGUGGACGAGGGACGCUUCUUGCCUGCCCAGGGCACGUUGAUCAUUGUUCCGUCCAAUCUCUUCGAGCAGUGGAUCAAUGAGAUCUCCAAGUUCGUUUGGGACGGACGGCCGUUGAGGCAACAAAUGAGAAGUGGCUGGUCUCCACGGGAGUGCCCGCUCAAGAUCUUUGCCAUGUCGAAUGUCGCCCCACUUUCUCGCUGCAAGGCUUGCGACAUCAGCAGUGCGGACGUGGUCAUCUGCUCCUAUCGCUUGCUGUACUCACAGAUCUACCUGAAGCGCCGCGAGGAGCUCAGCGGCAACAGCUCGCUCUGGAACCUCCCGAACCAAGUUCGUGGUCUUCUCCAAGGCCGUGUACCCCUGCGGAGCGGCAGGAAAGGCAAUGAGAUGGUCUGGAAGUGGCAGGAUUUGGAGUUUCCCGUUCUAGAGAUGUUCUACUGGAAGCGGAUCAUCUUCGAUGAGUUCCACGAGCUCGAGAGCUUCGAAAGCACGCAGCAGAACAGCCUGCAAUUCUUGCGGUCGCAUUUCCGCUGGGGUUUGACGGGAACACCUCCGAUUGAUACCAAUGCAGGUGCCAUUUUCAUGUCCUCCCUGUUCCGUGUAGAUCUUCCUGGCUACAUCGAGACCGGUGGCGAGAUCGACCUUCAGAGUUGGGAGUUCGACAAGCUUCUCACGGAGACGGCUGGCAACUUCCUCGACGUCUUCGUGCGGCAGAACACGGCAGAACUUGCAUCGAUCCGGCUCCAGGAGCACGUUGUCAUUGUGCGGCACACCGCUGCUGAGAGAGCCCUCUACUUGGGCCAGGCACACGAGGCACCGGACUUUCAGAGCAUGCGUGCCGCUGCCUUCCAGUCGCAGGACGCGGUGAGCGCCCUGGAGCGGCUGCUGAAGCUCUGCUCCCACUUCCAAGUGGGCGGCGCUGGCGAAGUGGGCAGCGCCCACCAGGAGUGCGAGCGGAUAUACGAUCAGAAGGAGCGGCGCCUGGUGCGAGCCAGGAACCAAAUGAGGCGCUGCUGCCGCGUCCUGGCUCUGCUGCAGCAUCUGCUGCCCAAGUCCGCAAAGGCCAAAGAGGCCAAAGCAUGGCAGAGCCUCCUGGAAAAGGCCAAGGAGUCCUUUCGGGUCAGCGCCGGCGAGGCGGCGAAGCCUUUCUGCGAGGAGCUGGACCGGGAGCUCCUGGCGGCAGAGCGCGAGGACUGCCAAGAGUGGCCCCGGUACCUCGAUGGCUACAAGCCCACGGGCAGCGAGGAGCUGUUGCAGUUCUUGGGCCCGGAGGGCCCGAAGCGAGGUUGCUUUGAAGAGUGGAAGGGGAUGCUAGAGGGGCCGCCAAUCGAGGCCAAAGCCCUGGAGCGGCUGCUCUUGGCCCAAGCCAACGAGCAGGCGCAGAACCUCCGUGAGCUUCAUGAAGCGGCCACCUCCAUGGACUUCUUCCGUCGCACUGUUGCUGCCCUUGGAGGAACCAAGCCGGAGGAUCGGAGCUGCUCCGUCUGCCUGGAAGAGAAUCUGCCGGCCCAGAAGAUGGCCAUCACCCCCUGCGCCCACGCCUUCUGCAUAAAUUGCCUCCGCGAAGCAGUGGAGAAGUUUGGCAGGUGCAGCUUGUGUCAACGGAGUCUGUCUUUGCGGGACGUGCAGCCAUUGGUUGCAGAGAUAGAGGCUGCUGCUGCUCCACCAACUGCUAGUGAUGAGUCGGCUGCGACGCCGAUGCCUCCCGCGGCACCAGGUGUGCCACUGGACAAGUACGGCACCAAGCUCGCAUCCUUGGCUCGGAAGUUAUCCGAGCUCCGUGCGGAGGAUUGCAGCGCCAAGGUCAUCCUUUUCGUGCAAUUCGACGACCUAAAGCGCAAGGUGUGCUCGGCAUUGACAGAGUUCGGCAUUCCCUGCACGAUGCUGCAAGGAGGUGUGGGUGUGCGUGCCGGGAUCAUCCGCGACUGGCAAAGCAAUCCCCAGUCGCGCACUUUCGUCCUUUUACUCUCCUUGGCGCAGAGUGCCUCAGGUACGAAUUUGACGGCAGCCAGCCACGUGAUUUUCUUGCAUCCGAUGCUGGCGCCCACGGCGGAGAAGGCUGUUGGAUACGAGAUGCAGGCUAUCGGCCGAGCCCGGCGCCACGGGCAGCCGCGGGACACGGUGCAUGUCUGGCGCUUUGUCACUGCCGACACAGUGGAGCAGACGAUCACAGAGGAGCAUCAGGCCCCCAGAAACCAUUCUCCAUCUUGCCGUGCGUGCGCGCGCACGUGGGUGGGUGGGUGGGCGGGUGGGUGGGCGGGUGUGUGUGUGUGUGAGAGAGAGAGCCCUGAUCAUUCGCUAAGGGUUUCUGAAAUACAUCUCACCAACAUUUUCGAAAGCAGCACCCGUCCAACCAAGCUAUGGCAAAUCAGUGGAAGCACUUGGGGACGCUCGAGUGUGUACCUGCGAUGUACAGACUGA